Aphanomyces invadans is the source of this 605-nucleotide messenger RNA. RefSeq lists its product as hypothetical. Bases 20 to 517 code for a protein of 165 amino acids. The transcript has a single exon. The record is from RefSeq and is a predicted model, not a curated record. NCBI's taxonomy places the organism in Eukaryota, Oomycota, Saprolegniomycetes, Saprolegniales, Verrucalvaceae.
CCGUCGCGACCGAUCCAUCAUGCAUCGCAGCCCCAGCGCGACGUCAAUUGACACCUAUAGCAGCCACAGCGACGUUGACACGACGGUGUGCACGAACGCCGAUUACCGCCGAGCGUAUUACGCGAAGAACAAACACAAAGAGUUAGCGCGCAUGAAGGUGUAUUACGAGACCAACAAGGAUAAGUUUAGCGCGUACGGGAAAGACUACUACGAGCGCAACCGGGAAAAAGAACUCGGACGCUUCAAAGCGUAUCGCGCCAAGAACCUCGAACGCGACCUCGAGCGCAAGAAGCAAUGGUACGUCCGCAACCGCGACAAAAUUCUCGCGUACGCCAAAGCGUACGACCGCAAGAACCGAGACAGACGCAACGCGUACCAACGCGAGCGACGACGAAAACUCAAGGAAGCAGCCUGCCACUCCCUGACCAAGCCGACCGUGGCAUCCGCAUCCCUUGUGUCGUCCAUCCCAUCGAUGCGUCUGUCGUUCCUGUUGAACCCCGUCCCGUGCGGCGAAUAGGUCGGUGUGUAGUGUAGAAUUUGUAGUGUCGUGUAGAAUGAGGUUAGCGUGUACAGUUGUAAUAUGAACGCGAUAUUUAGGGCUUCCA